AAAACGCAACUCAGCACCAAGUUGCUUCCGUACCUUUUUUUACCGUGAAUCGAGUGAUAUCGGACAAGAAAGGCCGAAAAGUUUCUGUAUAAACAAUUGCCGGCACUUUAUUAAUAAAACAGAUUACGGUUUGAAGUGGUUCGAAACGAUUCGCAGCUGGACUGGAGACAGUUUCUAGUGGGAAUCGGCCUCCGUGCGUGAGUACAGUGGAGUAACGCUCAGUGUUGAAGAGAAGCAGUUUCUGGACGAUACGCGCCUCCGAUCCAGCAACGGCUAAACGAUGGGCGUCGAAAGCUAUCUUCCCUGUGAUGUUGUUCCGGUGGAGAAUUUAACUGCGUCGCUUAACCAAACUGACCGUUACGAUACGCUGUGCGUAAUCGAUGGUACCGCACUACCGAAGGAAUUGGUGCGCCAAAUCGAUGAGCAGCAAAAGUUUGAUGCCGGUAUUGCUUCGGAAGUGAGCUGUUUCCCCCUUCAGCUUGAAAAAAAUACGGUGAGGGUUGUGUACAACUGCGUUGGGGAGUUGACAGAUUUCGACGACGUGCGUCGGUACGCGGAAGCGGCGGCUUGCGCUUUGCGCAGAGCUUUGAAAGCCGGUUCCAAGUAUCCGGUGCUUGUGUUGCCCUUCCCUACCACACGCUUCCCGAAUGCGACGAUCGUGGCCCUGCUGGGCGCACUGCACGAGCUGUACGUUCCACUGCAGCUGCGUGAAGAUGUGCCGGCCAGAAGCCAUCGUUUUAGCAAAAUUGGUGUGUAUUUUGAAUCGCACGCACAAAAACUGCCCGAUCUCUUGCGUUUGGUGCAAACGGUGGAGGCUGGUCGGUUCGUAGCGCGCGAUAUCGGCGGUGGCGAUCCGGAGCGUAUGGCACCGCCACGUGUUGCCGACUAUGUGCUGCACGCGUUCAAGUCGGGCCCGGUCAAGGUUACCGUCAUCGAUGAUCCGCGCGUGUUUGAGCGCGACUAUCCGCUGUACCAGGCAGUGAACCGUGCGGCAGGCACGGUCGAACGGCACCGUGGCCGAAUCAUCUUCCUCGAGUACAAGCCCCCGAACCCGGCACGCAAAACAGUUGUGCUGGUCGGCAAGGGUGUGACGUAUGACACCGGCGGUGCCGAUAUCAAGGCGGGCGGCAUCAUGGCGGGUAUGAGCCGUGACAAGUGUGGGGCGGCGGCUGUGGCCGGCUUUAUGAAGGUAGUCGAGCAGCGCCAACCGGCCGACGUGCACGCCAUUGGCGUGCUCUGCAUGGUGCGCAAUUCGGUCGGCGAAGAGUGCUACGUGUCGGACGAAAUGUUGACCUCCCGCGCUGGUGUGCGGGUCCGCGUCGGCAACACCGAUGCCGAGGGUCGCAUGGCCAUGGCGGAUGCACUGUGUCAGAUGAAGGAACGCGUAUUAGCCGAGGGUCUGCCUGAUCCGCACCUUUACACGAUCGCCACGCUUACCGGGCACGCCGUGCUGGCCGUCGGUAAUAGCGCCAUCGUAAUGGACAACGGUCCAGCACGAGCCGUCGAUCAUGGGUUGCAGCUGCAGCGUGCCGGAGAAGCGGUUGGUGAUCCGUUCGAGAUAUCCGUUUUGCGUCGCGAGGACUUUGAUUUUCACAAAGGCAAAUGUUACGGUGAGGAUGUACUGCAGGCAAACAAUCUCCCAUCGAGCAGAACUCCCCGCGGGCAUCAGGGACCAGCGGCAUUUUUGAUGCUUGCCACCGGGCUGGACAAGUGCGGAUUGGGAUCUUCCCAUCCGAUCAAGUAUUCCCAUCUCGACAUCGCGGGCAGUGCUGGAGACGUUCCACAUACACCGACCGGAUCACCGAUUCUGGCCCUGGCGCAGGCUCACCUGGACAUGGUUUAGUGUGUACCCAGUGAAGCCACGACAAUUAUCGAUCUGGAUUGAAUUUCAUUCUCAUAUAUGAAAUAAAGCUACGCAUUUGCUAAUGGUGAUGGUUUAUUUUACAACAUCAGCUAAC
Anopheles moucheti is the source of this 1958-nucleotide messenger RNA. It is a transcript of the gene Dip-B, whose product is annotated as putative aminopeptidase W07G4.4. Gene Ontology annotation, molecular function: manganese ion binding; metalloaminopeptidase activity. Gene Ontology annotation, biological process: proteolysis. The record is from RefSeq and is a predicted model, not a curated record. Gene Ontology annotation, cellular component: cytoplasm. The transcript has 4 exons. NCBI's taxonomy places the organism in Eukaryota, Metazoa, Arthropoda, Insecta, Diptera, Culicidae. Bases 281 to 1843 code for a protein of 520 amino acids.